Molecule: messenger RNA, 4073 nt
Organism: Scleropages formosus (Asian bonytongue)
Lineage: Eukaryota; Metazoa; Chordata; Actinopteri; Osteoglossiformes; Osteoglossidae
Gene: ppig
Product: peptidylprolyl isomerase G (cyclophilin G)
Exons: 12
Coding region: 355-2694 (779 amino acids)
Biological process (GO): protein folding; protein peptidyl-prolyl isomerization
Cellular component (GO): mitochondrion; cytoplasm
Molecular function (GO): peptidyl-prolyl cis-trans isomerase activity; cyclosporin A binding
Source: RefSeq, a predicted model, not a curated record
UCAAAAUAGAAGUUGCCUUUUCCAUAAUAUUUGUGUAUUGUGGUGCCAAGCAUAUAUAGCAUAAAACAUGAGUAAAAAGUAUAUUUCACACAGAUGUGUGUUACACGUGUGUUCAGUCAUUAUGGUACACCAUAGUAUAGGCAGCAGGUAGUCUUGUAGCAUUGUUAUCUUGUAAUCUGAAACGUUCUAGUUUGAAUCUCACUGCUGCUGUAGUACCCUGCAUGAUGAACUUACCCUAUUUUGAUACAUUAAAUACCCUGCUGUAUAAAUAACUAACUGCAUUAAUGGGUAUAUUGCUAUGAAGUUGAUUAUUUUGCAUGUUGAGUUAUCUUGAAUAAAAGUGACAGCUAGAUAAUGUUAAAGUAUGAAUAUUAUGUUUUGGGACAAAAUAUAAAUCUGUUGUCUCGUCAUUUGGUUUAUUUUAGGAAGAGGAAGAUCAAGACCAUGGGGGUGAAAGUACAGCGCCCUCGUUGCUUUUUUGACAUCGGCAUCAACAACGUGUUUGUGGGGAGAGUUGUUGUUGAGCUUUUCUCUGACGUGUGCCCUAAAACGUGUGAAAAUUUCCGCUGCCUCUGUACAGGUGAAAAAGGAAUUGGAAAAGGUACACAGAAACCCCUGCAUUAUAAGGGAUGCUUGUUUCAUAGAAUUGUGAAGGAUUUUAUGAUUCAAGGUGGAGACUUCAGUGAAGGCAAUGGUAGAGGUGGUGAAUCCAUCUACGGAGGGUUUUUUGAAGAUGAAAGUUUUUCGGUCAAACACAACAAGGAGUUCCUCUUGUCUAUGGCAAACAGAGGUAAAGAUACCAAUGGGUCACAGUUCUUCAUAACAACAAAGCCCACACCACAUUUAGAUGGCGUCCAUGUGGUCUUUGGUCAGGUGAUCUCAGGUCAGGAUGUGAUUAAAGUUAUUGAAAGUCAGAAGACGGAUGCCAGCAGUAGACCAUAUGCAGAAGUAAAAGUUCUGAAUUGUGGAGAGCUUAUUCCAAAAUCUAAAGCAAAAAAAGAAGAAAAGAAAAAACGUAGGUCUUCCUCCAGCGACAGUGACAGCGAUUCUGAGUCUUCAUCAGAUUCCUCCUCUGAGUCUGGAGAUUCUGAGAAAGAGUCCAAGAAACGGAAGAAAAAGCAAAAGAAGGAGUCCAAGAAAAGGAAGAAGGAAAAGAAAGAAAAGAAAGGGGGGAAAAGCAAUGAGGAGGACAGUGCUGAGGAGAAGAGUGAAGUCCAGCCAGUCUCCUCAGUGAGACCAGAUGAGAUCCCCCCUAUUCCAGAAAACAAGUUUCUUAUGAGGAGAAGCCCACAGCUUCAGCAGAAAGAGGAUGAUGUGAAAGAAAAGGAUAAGAGAAAAGAGAAACCAAGAGACAGCAUAGCAUUAAAUUCUCAUCCAUCAUCAUAUCGGAGGUUACUUGUGACAAGAUCUGGAAGGAAGAUUAAAGGUAGAGGGCCAAGACGCUAUCGAACGCCAUCCCGCUCUAGGUCCAGGUCAAGGGACAGGUUUCGGCGGAGUGAAACUCCUCCACACUGGCGCCAGGAAAUGCAGCGAGCUCAGAGGAUGAGGGCUCCUAGUGGAGAACGCUGGAUCAAAGGAGACAAGAGUGACUUAAUGGAGACUAAAAAUGAAGCGGUAAAGCCCCCAGCAAGAGGCAGGGAGCCAAAACCCUCAGAUAGCAAACAUGAUCCCUCAGACAGUCCGAGCAAAAACAAAGAGGAGAAAGAAAAGAGAGGUCACUCUCACAGGUCUUCAAGCAAAGAUAAGGAGACCCAAAAAAACACAGAGAAGGAGGACAAACACAGCAAGCACAAGACCAAGAAAAAAGCCAAAUCUAGAAGCCGUAGCAAAAGUAAGGAGAAGGCUGGGAAGUCUAGAAGCAGAGAACGGGAUCACAAGCGCAGUAAAGGUAGCGAGAAGAAGGCUCGAUCAAGAAGUAGGGAUAGAAAUGAUGCAAAAGGAAAAGAGAAAAUAGAUGAUUCAGGAUCAAAAGAACAUAAUAAACCUGCUGAGUCUGAAAAAGAUGACAAGAAAGGCAGAAAUGGGGAGAAGGCAAGAAUGAAGUCUAGAAGCAAGGAGCGGGAAUCAAACAGGGAACGGCACCGCAGGUCUGGUAGCAGGAGCCGAGAGCGAGCCAAGCGGGCAUCAUCCCGGGACAGAGAUCGUGAGCGAGAACGGGGAAGGGACAGAGAACACAGCAGAGGAAGAGAGCGAGAGCACAGCAGGAGCCGGGACCAACAGCGUCACCGUGACCGAGAGGACAGGAGGCGAGGCAGGUCCCGGAGCAGAGAGAGGAGGAGAAGCCCUGAUCAGAGCAAUAACAGGGACUCCAGGAGGAGCCGGCGUUCCCGAAGCAGGAGCAAGAGCACUGACAAAAACCACAGCCAGAACAAGGAUGGCUCUUCUCAUCUACAGAAGGUCAAGGAUGGCAAGGAGGGUGAGGAGCCUCGCAAGAAGAGGAGGUCCAAGAGUCGAGACAGCAGCGGCAACUCUGAGAGCGAAGCAGAGCGUGGGGGCAGAAGCAAGGACAACCGCAGCUCAGGGAGCAAGAGCCCUGGAUCCAAGAAGAGAGAGAGUAGCAGGCAGGCCAAGGAGAAGGAGAAACAAUCACCCAGUACUGACAGAAAUCAGCAGUCAAAGAGCCAGGAAAGAGAGAGGAAACAGAGCAAAGAGAAAAAAUAUAAUUCCAGCCCAAGUACAGAUGACAGUAAUUAGCAGCAUAUUUUUUUUUUUCCAUGAAUCUUGUUUAGAAAUUCUACCUUCUGAACAAAACAACUUAUUUGAUAUGAUUCAUCCAGCUGCAGACAUGUUGGAAUCAUAUCUUUUUAAAAAUCACUUCAGUUUGCUGUUGAAAGAAUUGGCAGCCUGGGAUAUUUACACUGAAGUUUUAUUAAAAACUUUAAAGCAAUGCAGAACCUUGUUUUGUUUGUCAGGUGUCGCUUGAGAUUGGAGUUAUUUUUGUAUUGCUUUGCUGGAUUUGGUCCUUCACCAACAUGAAACAACCUGUGCAAGUGCUGCACAGCAGCUCUUAAAGGAAUACAGAGUGACCCUUUCAGUUAUCCAGUGACAGACUUGCUUCUGUGCAGUUGCCUCUAUAGUAGGAAAUAAUACAAAAAAUAUAUAUUUUUUGGGCUCCCCCCCCUUUCAUUUUUCCUGUACUUCAAAAUCCUUGUCACCAUGACUUUUUUCACCCCUCCUUUCGAUCUCCUUUUCUGACUCGUUCACUGUAUGAGGAAUUGCAUUAUUUGAAAAGUUGACUCAAGCGAAUAUGGCAGCUGAAUUGAUCUUUUCCCCUUCUAUUUGAGAAAGAAAAUGUUGCGCUGCACCAUGUUAGUUUGGCAUCCUCUAUAUUACUUAUUCAGUACGUGAAAUACUGUAUUCAAACCAUCUGAGCUGCUCAAGGCAAAGUAGUUUUAAGUGAAUUAUCCUUCUUAGUGUGCAUAGAAGCCAUGGUCUUUAUCACACUGUGAUAAAUUGAAAGUGGGGCAGUUUUAUGAAUAAUUGUUGUUGCCUGUUUAAUAUAAAGUACAAAGUAAAGUAAAAAUGUAAUGGAAUUAAUAAAAAAAAAAAAAUCAAAGAAUCUGGAAUUUUAUGCCUUGGGGCAGCUCAGACAUGUUCUGUUUUUCAGGUUGGAAGGAAAAGUAAAAUGUGUUGUAGAUUCUUUUGAUUUUUGUUAACAUUUGCUUGAGUAAGGAUUGAAUUAGAUGCAUGAUUUCCCCCCAUUUAUAUUACAUACUGUGUAUUUGUUUCCUCUAAGUUGGGGAUGUCUGCACUGAGGGAAUGUUAUUAAUCUCUCUAAAACUGAGUUCACACUUUUUUUUUUUUUUUUUUAAACAUCGCAAUGAAUACCUUCUGAAAUGUCUUUUUGUGAAACCAUGUUUAUUAAAAAAACAAAACUACAUUGUACACAAACGAUUGGUGUAUAUACAGAAACAUUACACAUCUGCCUCAAAACUGUUCAUAAUCUGUUUUUGGACCAUAUGUCUACUGGGUGUAGCAUCCAAGGGUGAGUAGUUGUCCUUGUAAUUGAAAACCUCAAGCUUUAUAAUGUUAAAUAAUGAUUAGUCUGUUAAAAUAAAAUCCUGAAUACCACA